AAGAAAGCCUUCAAAAUAUCGAUGUUAUGAUUUAGUUCGAAUAGCUUUCUGUCGGUGGUUAUUUUAGAACCAACACGUGUUGAAGGAGGGACAUUUAUAGACAGGGAAGGGAGUUCAAGUUUGGUCCACCAAAAGACCACAUUCUCAAGGUUUCAAUGUUUCCAAGAACUUGGGAAGAGAAAACUUUUACUCACUUGCUCAAGAACUCUUUCAAAAGUUAAUGAUGGAAAUAAAUACCGUAUCAUUGGAAAUGAAAACUUGUUAUGUUAGGGAAAGACCGGGAAUUGGCCAAAAAAUACGCGUUGAAGUCAUGUCUGCCCUUCACCGAUGCUGAUAGUAUAAUCGAUCAUUUACAUACAGGGAGGACACAACAACAACUAACGAAACAAUGGAUUUGGAUAAUCCUUCUUACUUCAACGUCGCUGGAGAACAAACACCGAACGGCACCUGUGGAAGCGUGAGCAGCUCCUCCGAAUGCUCCCUCAGUCGACAAUUGACACCUCCAAGGAACAGGAUGGGGAUGAGAUCCUUCGCCAGGUCCAUCAGCUCCAAUUCCACAGAAUCUAGCCAGUUCAUCCGUGGAGAACCCAGGUUGAGUGACCUAGCUCCUGAUCUGGCUGCCAAGCACAUCUCCAAGCAGAAGACCAAGGUUCAGGGUGGUAUCGUGUACUCAUCUCUGGCCUUGGAGCCAGAAUCAGACUCUGGAGAUGAAGUUUUCCUGGACGAGAACACGGCAAGGUAUUACAACUGCUCAGGAGGUAAUAGGAGGCAUUCGGUAGGGUCUUAUGCUGCUAGGGACAGAACUACCAGUGUUUCUUCUUCCAUGAGGAGCUUCAGGGAGGAGAUGCCAAGUUCUUCCAAAGUGGAUGAGGUGGACUGUUCCGUGGAAAUCAGUGGAAUGAUGGCAACGUCCCCUGUAGAUGUUAUAGAUGAUCAUUCCAUACGACAUGGUUCGUAUCCGAGGAAGAGGUGCAAUAAGUGUAUUAAGGGAACUGCAUCAAAACGAGCAAACAUGGAUGAUAUAUUGAUGGUUUCGCUCAACUGCAGUCAAGCAGCUACUCUUUGGGUAGAAUACUUCACUUCAUACUUCCAACAAAUUGGGAAGCAGACAAAUCGUAAAUCGUUCAAAAUUCAACAUUUGAAUGUGGAGGACUUCAUAGAGGCGAAGGUGGAUACAAAUAUCGUAUUAGAAAAAAGUUCUUGUGUGAAAUUACAAUUGGUAGUCAUGUGUCCUGGUUUAUUGGAUUACAUAUCGGAACAUCCUGACAACGCAGCAUUUGGGAAACUUUUCCUUCCAGACAGAACACUAGCUCUUCUUCUAGGUGUUACUGAUGAUGAUCUCACUGAAGUACAUAGGAAAGCACUACCAACAUAUUUCAAAUGGCAAAGAAUGUCAGUUGGACAAGAUCAAGACGAAAAUUUCACCAAAGAGUUCAUUGGACAUGCCAUGUCGAUUUUGGCGAGGGUUUGGAAGCAGCAAAGCUCGGUUGCAGCUCAAGAAAAGUCAUGUUUUUCGGUAUCUCCGAAAAAAAUCAGACAGGGACAAAACAGUGUGUUCAUCCUACUGGCCUACCCCCUUCAAAAGGAGGAUUCGAUCAAGAUCUCCGUGGAAAAAAAUAACGAAAUGAUCGAAGUGAAGAACGUCAAGAGGAGAAAUCCUUACACAAUCAAAAUAUCGGUACCUGAUAGUUUUACAGAAGUGACAGCCAUAAUAAAUAUAAUAGUCGAAAAGAACGGUAGCAUAAUAGGUAGUAGGCCUAUAAAGUGCGAGAGCAGACUGAAGGAAUUGGAGCAGAUUCUAUCUAAUCUUCCCGUCGAAUUCAUGUACCAGACUCUCGGAUUUACUCCAGCUGACAGAGAAAGCCUCGACAAUUGGCUGGUGCACAACUUCCAGAAAAACCUUCCUCCUCAUUUCAGUCUUCUUGCGAGUCACUCAACACCUUUCGCUGCUGCUGUGCAGGCCCACAAACACAGUUGCGAAGAAUUCCCCACACUACUACACUUUUCCGCCAAGUUUGGGCUGGAAAAACUAGCCCUCCAGCUCUUGGAAUGUCCAGGAGCAGACGUAGCUUGCGAAAUCAAGAACAUCUACGACUUUACACCUGCUGAGAUAGCAGAACACAACAACCACAGCGAAUUGGCCGCUUCCCUCAGGAAUUAUCUGAAUAUGAACGAGUUCAGCAAUAUGUACGCGAAGCUUAAGGCGAUAUCUUCAAACCAUCACGAUGACCAUCACAGUUCAGUUGUUGAAUACCUUGUACCAAGAAACCACGAAGAUCUGUAUAAACUCUGUCCGGCACCGAGGCCAGUUAAUUUGAAAUUAUCCUCAUCCCCAAACUCACCAAGCACCAGUAGUACAGGCGAUCUCAUGAGUUCUAGUGGCUACACACCAAUGCAUACACCAUCCAUUAAAGUCCAAGAACAUCAGUCAGGAGAAGAAGGUAAAACCACAACACACACUAACACCUUGCCCAAAACUAACUCUUCAAAGUCGAAAAAGCACCAAUCCGAAAGAGACAGCCCAUCGAUCACGAAGCAAGCAUCGUUACCAAACAACUUCACAAUACACGAGGAUAAAGUACAGAAAGAACUGUUGGAAAUCAUAAACGACUUCAAAAACAACGUCCAUUCUAUAUCGCAGGUCGAAAAGCUAGUGGAUGAGUGGAAGAACAGGAACGAUGUUCAAAAGUCUUUCAAGGAGAAGCAAGAACAACUGAAAGAGAUGAGGCUGAGGUACGAAAAGAUACAACACGAAAUGAAGGUGGCGCUCAAAAAGCCAAGUCCAUUCGAAAGGAUCAAGAAGAUCUUCUCCAGGCAUAAGUCUCGAGAAGACCACGAACAACACGUAGUGUCCAAACCAACAAUAACUUCCUCCACCAGCAACUUGAACAUCUCCAAUGGUCAAUCUCAAAGACCAGUCAGCAGUCUGAGUACCUCCAGUUCUUCUUCUUCGGGACGCAUGAGCACCAUAAGCGGAUGCAGCCUAGGAGAUAGUGGGACUCAUUCGGACAACGAAGAUAGAAAGAAUAUGAUGAGAAUGAACAUUGAGGAUGACUUCAGGAACGAAUUGAGCAGAGCAGUGUUGAAUAUGCACUAUACUCCUCUUCCUGCACCAAAACCCGUCAAGUGUAACCACCCCCAUAAAACAAAAUUGACCACAACAAUUGAGGAAACAAUGUCCAACCAACCAAAGAGCGAGAGAACGUCGGAUGAUCAAUAUUACAUUCAGUUCCCACCUUCCGGGUUGCCAGUGACAGAAGUCCUCAAUCACGCUAUCAAAAAAAUAAAAGAGGAGAAGGGUCCCGUAACUGCCAGGAAUGACUACAUGAACAUUUCAGCAAAUCCAUGUUGCAGCAAUGAUUCAUCUUCGUCUCAUGAAUACAUGAACUUCAGGACACCAACCAGUAUAAAAUAGAAUUAAAAGCAAAAAUACGUUUUAGUAUUUUUAUAUCUAUGUGACUGUGAAAAUGUUUAGUAUAUAGUUUAUUUAUAACUCUUUUGAUAUAAUUUAUGUUAUUUUAUAUAUUUGUAUUUGACUAUUUGUAUAUUGUUUCUAUAGUAUUAAAAUCAAUCCUUGAUA
Messenger RNA from Harmonia axyridis, 3580 nucleotides. It is a transcript of the gene stumps, whose product is annotated as phosphoinositide 3-kinase adapter protein 1. Bases 389 to 3415 code for a protein of 1008 amino acids. Lineage: Eukaryota; Metazoa; Arthropoda; Insecta; Coleoptera; Coccinellidae. Gene Ontology annotation, molecular function: transmembrane receptor protein tyrosine kinase adaptor activity; fibroblast growth factor receptor binding. The transcript is spliced from 16 exons. The record is from RefSeq and is a predicted model, not a curated record. Gene Ontology annotation, cellular component: cytosol.